Phaethon lepturus (White-tailed tropicbird) is the source of this 248-nucleotide messenger RNA. RefSeq names its product myoD family inhibitor domain-containing protein. The record is from RefSeq and is a predicted model, not a curated record. NCBI's taxonomy places the organism in Eukaryota, Metazoa, Chordata, Aves, Phaethontiformes, Phaethontidae. The transcript has a single exon. The annotation marks the transcript as partial.
AUUGCUGUGUUCACUGUAUCCUGGCUUGCUUGUUCUGUGAAUUUCUCACCCUCUGUAACAUUGUUCUGGGACAAGCAUCCUGUGGCAUCUGCACCUCGGAGGCCUGCUGCUGUUGCUGUGGGGACGAGGUGGGGGAUGACUGUAACUGCCCAUGUGAUAUGGACUGUGGCAUAAUGGACGCAUGUUGUGAAUCUUCAGAUUGCUUGGAGAUCUGCAUGGAAUGCUGUGGGAUCUGCUUCCCAUCAUGA